Molecule: messenger RNA, 2672 nt
Organism: Oncorhynchus keta (chum salmon)
Lineage: Eukaryota; Metazoa; Chordata; Actinopteri; Salmoniformes; Salmonidae
Product: nascent polypeptide-associated complex subunit alpha-like
Exons: 9
Coding region: 143-2569 (808 amino acids)
Biological process (GO): protein targeting to membrane
Cellular component (GO): cytoplasm; nascent polypeptide-associated complex
Source: RefSeq, a predicted model, not a curated record
AAAAAUAGUGUGAACACCAUUUGGAAACACCGGAACAACCCGGAAGAAGAAGCUAGUGCAAAAUGUGAUAACACCGCGAGACAGAGGUCAGAAUUUCUCUCUCACAACCAUCUUGGAUAUAGAAUCCUGACUCGACACAAGCAUGCCUGGCGAAGCCACAGAGACUGUCCCAGUCACUGAGCAGGAGAUGCAACAGCCGCAAGUUGAGACUGCUGCACCCUCUGCCCCUGCAAGUCUGGCUACUUCAAAGAAACCUCAGACUGCUUCUGGCCCUGCCAAGCCCAAAGGCAAAGAGGCCAAGGGUGGCUCUGCCCCAAAGGCUGUCCCUUGCAGAAGAAAACGCUCUUCUAUGUCUGCCUCCUCUGCUUCUCCUACCUCCUCCACACCCCAUUCCCCCCUAGCUAACUCACCCGGGGCUUCUGGAACUCCCAGCCAGGGCAGUCGUGCCGCACCCAAGGUUGUGAAGGUUGGCAAACAAAGAAAGGCUAAAAAAGAGUAUUUUAAGCCUGCUGCUGACCUGCCAGCCCCAGCAGAGGCUCCUGCCCCCACAGAGGCCAAACCUCUUCCUAUGGAGCCUAAAGCUGCUCCUGCACCAGUAGUGGCCACGCCAGUAACUGUUGCUCCAGAGCCUGCCUCUCCCAAACCUGUGACGUCCCCUGUGUCCUUCAAAGUGACCUCAAAGCCUGCUGCACCAGCCCCUGUGUCAUUUGCUGCCGCUAUUGCCUCUCCCCCUAGAGCUGCUUCUGAAAUGCCCAUGGCCAAGCCAGAGCGUCUGCUCAAAGCUGAGGUGAAAGAGGUCAAUGCAGCACCUGCCCUGGAGGAUGACGAUGACCUUCCCCCACUAAUUCCACCAGAGGAGCCAGUAAAUAUGCCAGUCUUCUCACCCCCUACAGUAGUAGGUACUCCUAAGCCUGCCCCAGUUGCUUCUCCAGCUCCCCCUAAGCCAGCUCCUGUUGAGCCCGUUGUAGUGGCGUCAGCUCCUUUUAAGGCUGUUGUGGCUACACCAGCUCCCCUAAAGCCGCCUCCAGUUGUUGCUACAGCAGCUCCCUCUAAGUCAGUCCCAGUUAAGCCCAUUGUUGCUACACCAGCUCCCCUUAAGUCUGCUCCUGUUAAGCCAGUUCCAGUUAAGCCCAUUGUUGCUACACCAGAUACCCCUAAGCCUGCUCCAGUUGUAGCUGUACCAGCUCCCCCUAAGCCAGUUCCAGUUAAGCCCAUUGUUGCUACACCAGCUACCCGUAAGCCUGCUCCCCCUAAGCCAGUUCCAGUUAAGCCCAUUGUUGCUACACCAGCUACCCCUAAGCCUGCUCCAGUUGUAGCUGCACCAGCUCCCCCUAAGCCAGUUCCAGUUAAGCCCAUUGUUGCUACACCAGCUCCCCCUAAGCCUGCUCCAAUUGUACCUGCGUCGGCUCCUGUUAAGCCCGUUGUGGCUACAAUAGUGCCCCCUAAGCCAGUUCCAGUUAAGCCCGUUGUGGCUACACCGGCUCCCCUUAAACCUGCUCCAGUUGUAGCUGCAUUAGCUUCCGUCAAGGCGUCUCCGGUUGUAGCUUCGCCAGCUCCCGUUGAGCCAGUUAUAGCUGCACCAGCUUCCGUCAAGGCCUCUCCGGUUGUAGCUUCGCCAGCUCCUGUUGAGCCAGUUAUAGCUGCACCAGCUUCCGUCAAGACCGUUCCCGUUGUAGCUACUCCAACUCCUAUUGAGACCUCUCCGGUUGUACCAGCACCCGCUAAGCCAGCUCUUGUUGAGCCCGUUGUAGCUGCACCAGCUUCCGUCAAGGUCGCUCCCGUUGUAGCUGGACCAGCUCCCCUUAAGCCUGCUUCCUAUGCAGCCGUGGUAGCUGCACCAGCUCCCCUUAAGCCUGUUCCCAUCGAGCCUGUUGUAGCUUCCCCAGCUCCCCCUAAGCCUGUUGAAGUAGCCGUUGUACCAGCACCUGUUUCAAACCCUGCCCCCACCCCUGCUAAACCCCCUACCAAACCGGAGCCUGUGAUCAAGAAUGACAAGGGGUCUGGCACUGAAUCAGACAGUGAUGAGUCUGUACCAGAUCUGGAGGAACACGACUCUGCACAGACACAGCAAGCGCAGCUUGCAGCUGCUGCAGAAAUAGACGAAGAACCCGUUAGCAAAGCCAAACAGAGCCGUAGUGAAAAGAAGGCACGAAAGGCAAUGUCUAAGCUGGGUCUCAGGCAGGUGACGGGGGUCACCAGGGUUACCAUUCGCAAGUCUAAAAAUAUCCUUUUCGUUAUCACCAAACCAGACGUCUACAAGAGCCCUGCGUCAGACACGUACAUUGUCUUUGGUGAGGCUAAGAUCGAGGAUCUUUCACAACAAGCCCAGCUUGCCGCGGCAGAGAAGUUCAAGGUACAGGGAGAAGCAGUGUCGAACGUCCAGGAAAACACACAGACUCCCACUGUACAAGAGGAGAGCGAAGAGGAAGAGGUUGACGAGACAGGGGUUGAGGUGAAGGACAUUGAACUCGUGAUGUCACAAGCCAACGUGUCGCGAGCGAAGGCUGUACGCGCCCUUAAAAACAACAACAAUGAUAUUGUCAAUGCUAUUAUGGAAUUGACGAUGUAGGCUGCUGGUCGACGUGGGUUCUGAAAGUUUGCUGGUUUAAUCUACUAUUGUUUGUACAAUUUAUACCCGAGAUGGAAAUAAAGUUGUGGCUUGGUAAAUUGAA